Anthonomus grandis grandis is the source of this 1376-nucleotide messenger RNA. Its product is annotated as E3 ubiquitin-protein ligase MARCHF5-like. The coding region runs from base 175 to 1143 and encodes 322 amino acids. The record is from RefSeq and is a predicted model, not a curated record. The transcript is spliced from 4 exons. Gene Ontology annotation, molecular function: zinc ion binding. NCBI's taxonomy places the organism in Eukaryota, Metazoa, Arthropoda, Insecta, Coleoptera, Curculionidae.
GGCAUAAAUAAAUCUUGUUGACAUUCCGGAAAAUAGGUGCAAAUUUCUCCAAAUAAAAAUUGACAAAAAAAAUGACAAAGUAAAUCUAGCGUUUCACUAGGAUUUCAUAUUACCACAUACCACAACAUCAUUUCGUUUUCAAGCUAAAUUCUUUGUUAUGAAAUAAGCCCGAUCAUGAGCUUAGAUGCCGGCCAGACUAGUCAAAACGGAUCUGAAAACGAACCCAAAGGAAUGUCUGUGAGCAGCAAAGAGUCUGGUAGAUACUGCUGGGUUUGUUUUGCUACCGAAGAGGAGGACCGUGAGGCUGCUUGGGUGCAGCCCUGUAACUGUAGAGGAACGACUAAAUGGGUCCACCAAAGCUGUCUUCAAAGAUGGGUAGAUGAGAAACAAAAGGGGGGCAACAUGGGAAAGGUGACAUGUCCGCAAUGCCAGACUGAAUAUAUCAUAGUUUUCCCCAACAUGGGUGUGCUAGUCUUAAUGCUAGACACAGUUGACAGCUUUAUUUACAAAGGGUGUCCCUUUAUGGCGGCAGGGAUUGUUGUUGGAGCUGUGUAUUGGUGUGCCGUUACUUAUGGGGCUAUAACAGUUAUGCAGGUAAUAGGCCAAAAAGAGGGCUUAGCUAUAAUGGAACAAGCAGAUCCGUUGAUAUUAUUGAUUGGACUCCCUGCCAUUCCAGUAGCACUACUUUUAGGCAAGUUGAUCAGGUGGGAAGAUGCCCUGCUUAAUUUUAUGAGGAAGAAUAUUAAUAAAAUUCCUGUCAUUAGGAGCAUACCACCUUUUAGUGGUUUUAGGAUCGACAUCGGCACCAGUACGCGGCCGGAAUCCUCGACAGAAAAUGACAUGCCCCCAAUCGGGAGCCACACGUCCGCCACGCGAGUUCUUUGCGGAGCCCUGCUUAUGCCAACCAUAUCAACGUUUUUUGGGAAAUUUUUCUUUGACUCUGUAAAGUCGAAUUUCCACAGAACAGUGCUGGGCGGUUUGGCUUUUAUAGCCAUCAAAGGCUGCCUGAAAAUCUACCACAAACAACAGAAUUAUAUUAGGCAGUGUCAAAGGAAGAUCUUGGAUUACACCGAAUCAAAUAUAUCAAUGUACGUUAGGCAUCAUAGGCGGGAAGCAAAUCGCAAUACCGCGGAGAAUCCGUAAUGGGGUUUUAUGUAAAUUUAUGUAUGUUAAAUAGAAUGAUGUUUGUCCCUUAGAACAUCUGUAACUGGGAAUAAUUUAAGAAUUACAAAGUACAUAUAUGUAUGUUAUCCUCUAUAAAGUAACUAAACAAUUAUAGAACCAGAAUUAAACUUUUUAAGUAGCAGAUUUUUGAGGGACUAGAACUAAGCCUAUAUGUAAACACUGAUUGUUAAAUAUACAUAUGUGUAAACCAA